Ochlerotatus camptorhynchus is the source of this 519-nucleotide messenger RNA. RefSeq lists its product as uncharacterized. The transcript has a single exon. The record is from RefSeq and is a predicted model, not a curated record. NCBI's taxonomy places the organism in Eukaryota, Metazoa, Arthropoda, Insecta, Diptera, Culicidae. The coding region runs from base 1 to 519 and encodes 172 amino acids.
AUGGAGACACUUCUCGUACAAAUCGAAGGCUGCCUCAACUCUCGCCCGUUGACCAAACUCUCCGACGACCCAUCGGAUUUGCAGGCUCUAACGCCGGGUCAUUUCAUCGUCGGAUCCUCGCUACAGUCUGUUCCAGACAUCGACUACGAGUCUAUUCCGAUGAAUCGGCUUCACCAAUGGCAGCAGAUCCAGAAAAUGCUUCAGGAUGUCUGGAAACGCUGGCACGUAGAAUAUCUGCAAGCACUGCAACCUCGCAGCAAAUGGAUAAAACCACCAAUAGAGCUAAAGAAGAAUCAAGUCGUCGUCAUCGUGGACGAGAAUCAACCACCAAUGCGUUGGCCUAUCGCUCGAAUCCACGAGCUCCACCCAGGUCAAGAUGGCGUUGUCCGCGUCGUCACACUGCAGACUGGCUCCAGUUUGCUUACACGCCCAACUUCAAAGAUCUGUGUUCUACCCAUACCACCACCCAACGACGACCAAACGACCACAUCAGAAGAGCCGCCCGCGCGGUCUAGCUAG